GGGUGUCAGUUUCGGAAUCCCAGUGCGUUUUCCUCCGCACUGUGAGAUCUGAGCCUAGCUUCCAGCUAAAAGCUUUUCUCUCGGCUAGCUGGGAGUUGCUGCCGUCUGGGCACUCCCGCCUGGCUCUGCAGCACUCCACAUCUCCCCCAGCCCGAGGCCCUUAGUGCAUUUCCUCUGUGGCUCUGUUCCGAGAGACUUUCUGUUUGUUUCCUCCUCUUUCCUCUUUGUUGCUCUGAAAACCGGACUUACUGCAGCCCCCCACUCCGGAGGGAGUUGGACUUUUCGAGAAAGGCGGCUGCCGCACACUGCGCCGGCCGCUCCUGCGAACCCGCUAGCCGCUGCGCCCUCCCCGCCUACCCUCCCCGCCGCCUGCGUUCUUUCGCCCGAGGAGACCCGCCCAGACUUCAUUGAUGCACCCAUUCCAGUGGUGUAACGGGUGUUUUUGUGGCCUGGGACUGGUUAGCACCAACAAGUCCUGCUCAAUGCCACCCAUCAGUUUCCAAGACCUUCCUCUCAACAUUUAUAUGGUCAUCUUUGGCACUGGCAUCUUUGUCUUCAUGCUCAGCCUCAUCUUCUGCUGCUAUUUUAUCAGCAAACUCCGGAACCAGGCACAGAGUGAACGAUAUGGCUAUAAGGAGGUGGUGCUUAAAGGUGAUGCCAAAAAGUUGCAGCUCUAUGGGCAGACCUGUGCAGUCUGUCUGGAAGACUUCAAGGGAAAGGACGAGUUGGGUGUGCUCCCAUGCCAACAUGCCUUUCACCGCAAGUGCCUAGUGAAAUGGCUGGAAGUGCGCUGUGUCUGCCCCAUGUGCAACAAGCCCAUCGCUGGCCCCACAGAGGCCACUCAGAGCAUCGGGAUCCUAUUAGAUGAACUGGUGUGAGGGCUGCCUCUACACCAAGACCUGGAGAAGAUUUCUUGCCACGUGGGCACCUGGUCCCUCUUGCACAGCUACUAUGAACAAAUUUUGGAUGGUGAUGGUCAUGCUCACCCAAGGGGGAGGAUGACACAGGGCUGGCCUUCCACCAGCAGGGCGAGACUGGUGCCAGCCUCGCCCUACCUUUCUGCCUCCCGAAACCUCCUUCCCUAUUACUCAGUACUGAUGAACUCAACCAGCCAGACCUCUAUAUCCUGGCUCUGGACUAUCUUGUCCAUGCUCUGGGAAGAAAUCCAUCUUUAUCUGGCUGUGAACAUGGAGCACCCUAUUUCAAGGUUUUCCAUGGAAGGCAAGCUUCCCUGACCUAGAAGCAAUGAGCUGACUCUGUCACACUUCUAACAUCUCAUCCCCACUCCUCACAGGAGGUUAGAAGGGAAGGAAGGAGAGAUCAAGGAACCAUGCACUUCCACUGGAGGUGAGGGAGGCUCUGCAUGAAAUAGGGAAGAGCAGGGACCUAUAAAAGGAAAAAGUCAAUGUUUACAUGGAACCUAUUGAAAUAAAGGCUGGCCGUCUGGCUGGCUGUCUACAGGGUGAUGGGGGCUGAUCCCUUCCCCUGCUAGGAUCUGAGGUGCUAUCUAUCCAUUCUCUCCCUCUUCCUCAAUCUCAGAGCUUCCUAUUCCAUGUUGGGGUGAGAGCCCCUCUUGAGGAAGGGUUUUUCCUACACACAGCCUGAUUCCCAGGGGCUUUUUCUAAAGGAGCAAAAGGGGUCUGGAGACGGGUGUCUGGAGGUUCCAGCAGCAAGAUACCUGCUUCUGCUUUGUAAAUAGUAUUUUUAUACUUCAUCCUCACCAUCUCAGGCUUUACAUGUGGGAUCCCCAGAAUUCUGGGUUGGGAAAGGCUUCUGUCCCUCCCCAGAGUGGGCUUGGGUGGGAAAAAGUUAUGUAUUUAAAGAAAAUUAAAUUUAAUAACAAGUUUCUCUAAUCGA
Messenger RNA from Sciurus carolinensis (gray squirrel), 1857 nucleotides. It is a transcript of the gene Rnf122, whose product is annotated as ring finger protein 122. The transcript is spliced from 6 exons. The record is from RefSeq and is a predicted model, not a curated record. Bases 411 to 878 code for a protein of 155 amino acids. Lineage: Eukaryota; Metazoa; Chordata; Mammalia; Rodentia; Sciuridae.